GGAUUAUAUAAUGGAGCCUCUUUUAGAUAAUCCCACUCCUGAUUGUGAAGGCAAAGGAUGUAAAGAUCUCUCAUGCUUCAAGUGUGAUGAUUGAUUGAUAUAUUUAUGUAGCUACUGCAUGCUUCUCAGCCAUUUUAAUUGUGAAUGUACACGACUUGAACUAGAUCUUGCCAAUACAAGGUUUAACUUCAUUGUUGAAGGCUCAGGAAAUCCAUUCAAUAAAAUACCUAUGGUAGUUGAGGGGUAUAUAGUCAAUAAGUUUAUCCUUGAAAUUAUGCAGAAGUAUUUGUCAGAGCACGAAAAUAUCUCUACUGAAGGAAUCAGCAAACUAUUUGAGUGAGAGCAAAAUUGAAUCCAUACACAAACACAGAUCUAUGAGACAAAAUUCGGCAAUGAAGGUGAUCGUCUUCAGAAAGUCAUGAGAAGAUGCAACAAUGUAAUUCUUGGGUUCAAAAAUCUCCUGUUCAAGGACAAUUUCAAUAGAAUUAGCGCAAAUCCUGACGUUUGUCAUAAGCUCGGACCUGCGAUGAUCGAAGACAUUCGCUUCAAGCUCAGUCAGAGAGUACAAUUUAAAGCCAAAAUAUCAAAAUUAUACCCUUCAAGAGAAACUGUUCAGGAGAUCACAGAAGAAGUUGAUGAGGUUGAAACUCUACUUGAUGAAAAGGAGAAGGAAGUAAUCUCUUAUCAACAAAUAUAUGAACUCUAUAACUACAGUAAUAACGAGGUUCUUGAAGACCAAGCAAAUGGAGAGAAUGCUAAUGAGAAUAUGAUCUUGGACCUUCCUUUACAUUCGAAACAAUAUCAAAAAGUGUUGACAAAUUUGAAAAAUUUUAUACUCCCACAAAUUAAAGGUAUUUCAUGAAGCAGCCUUAAUGGCGACCAAGAAGACCUGAUUGAGCUAUGCCAAGAAUGCCUCACUGGCGACUUAGAGAUAGCAUCGUUAACAGGAUUCUUCAGGAAGGGACCACGAUUCAAGAGCUAUUUAGACUGCUUACUUCCAAGAGUAACUAAAGAGAUCUUCAUCGGCUGGUUCACCUUUGAGAAGCGAGAUCUUGAGAAAUUGAUGAAAAUAUGAGCUAACAAGAAGAAAUUCUGCCUUGAAAGAUGCAAUUUAUUAAUCCCGCACAACUCUCUGCCUCAUUUUUCCCAAGAGGAGAAUGAAUUUAUUGAAUCUUUGGAAGAAGACACCCUUGAUUUCUCAACUGAAGAAAGGGCAACAUUGCCAUGAAUGAAUCUCUAUGACACUAAAUUUACUGAAAAGGCAUUUGAGAUCUUCAUUAAAGCUCUGGAAAACUCUUCGCUAGGAGACUCAAUCUAUGAAAUCUAUGUAUACAGGCUUGAAAUCCCAAAACAAGUUGUGAAGGAAAUCACCAAAAACAGUAAGUUCGAAAUUGUGUUCUCAUAAUUGCGCAACCUUUCCAAAGAUUGCAUAACUUACUGUCAAUAUUGCC
This is a messenger RNA of Moneuplotes crassus, 1451 nucleotides long. Lineage: Eukaryota; Ciliophora; Spirotrichea; Euplotida; Euplotidae. The record is from the annotation of a GenBank genome assembly.